AGUCACCCCUGGGAAACGGUAACGACAGCUGCCAUGCAGAAAUACCCAAAUCCUAUGAACCCCAGCGUGGUUGGAGUCGAUGUCCUGGACAGACACGUGGACGCCAGUGGGAAGCUGCACAGCCACAGGCUCCUCAGCACGGAGUGGGGGAUACCCUCCAUUGUGAAAUCGCUCAUUGGCACGUGCAGAACAAAGACAUACGUUCAGGAGCACUCUGUUGUUGACCCGGUGAAAAAAACAAUGGAGCUUAAAUCCAGUAAUAUUUCAUUUACAAACCUAGUGUCAGUAGAUGAGAGGCUUGUCUAUAAACCACACCCUCACAAACCAGACAAAACCGUUUUGACACAAGAAGCAAUAAUAUCUGUAAAAGGUGUCAGUCUCAGCAGUUACCUCGAAGGGCUAAUGGCAAACACAAUUUCCUCCAAUGCUAAUAAAGGCCGUGAAGCAUUGGAAUGGGUAAUUAAUAGACUGAAUGCUGAAUUUGAAGAGUUCACAGCUUCAGAGAGGAACCAUGAGGAAUUCAAUGGCAGCAGCAGCAUUUGUAGAGAAAUGAUAGUAAAUAUACCUGUAUUACUAAAGGGGUUUAACCAUCUGAAGCUUCUCUCCAAACCUAAAUACACGUAUCCUUUGUUAUUUAAAGGCAUACCUGUGUAUUAGGCACAUUUCAAAUUUAAUCUGGAGAAAAGCUGAAUUCUUACUAGUGAGGCAGAUGUGCAAAGCCUAGUUAAUAUAUUGGUUUAGCUGGACCGAAUUCUGGUUACAGAUGAAGAAAUAAUUUUCUAGUUCCUGUAUUUACAUGAACACUAACUUAUAAUGUUUUCAGAUACGAAAUGGCCUCAUUUAGCGAUGAGACUGCAUGUGGUGGAGGAGACUGGCAUGUUAGGUUAACUUUGUGUGACUUAUGGACUACCUCUU
Molecule: messenger RNA, 915 nt
Organism: Nipponia nippon (crested ibis)
Lineage: Eukaryota; Metazoa; Chordata; Aves; Pelecaniformes; Threskiornithidae
Source: RefSeq, a predicted model, not a curated record